Plasmodium reichenowi is the source of this 3602-nucleotide messenger RNA. RefSeq lists its product as hypothetical. NCBI's taxonomy places the organism in Eukaryota, Apicomplexa, Aconoidasida, Haemosporida, Plasmodiidae. The annotation marks the transcript as partial. The record is from RefSeq and is a predicted model, not a curated record. The transcript has a single exon.
AUGAAAGACAUUUGUAACUAUCCCAUAGGACAAGAAGUUAUAUUAGAUAAACUAAUAUAUGAAAAAAGAUUUUUAAAAAAUAAAAACAAGCAAAAUAAAAUAAAAAAUGUAGAUCAAUUGAAUUAUUAUUUGAAUAAUAAAUUUAACUAUUUCUUGGGUCAUACCAAUUUUAUGAAAAAGAUAUUUAAAAAGAAAAAGAAGUUGUUAAAAGAUGAUGAGAGAGAUAAACAUAAGUGUAGAAGUAGAAGUACAGAGGAGAUAAUAAUCAAUAAGAAAAUAUGUGGUAAAAGAAAAAAUGUAUUAUCUGAAUAUGACAAGAAAAAGAGACUUCAUAAAGAAAAAAAUGUUGAAAAUGAUGAUACUAAAAAAAAAUAUAGUAAAAUAAAGAUAGAAGGAAAUACUUGUGAUAUAAAAAAUGAACAGGAUGUUAUGAUUAAAAAACAGUCUUUUAAUGGUUCAAUUAAUAAUUGUAAUGUGGAUAUAUAUAAAAAAGAAAUAAAUAAUGUUGUCCAGGUUAAAAGAGAGAAAUCGAGCGAAGAGCAAUUACAAAUAAAAUAUAAGAAUGAUAUAAAAGGUGAUAAUACAAGUGAUCAUAUAUGUAAAGAUGAACGUGAACAAGAACGUGAACAAGAACGUGAACAAGGACGUGAACGUGAACAUGAACGUGAACAUGAACGUGAACACGAACGUGAACAUGAACAUGAACAUGAACGUGAACACGAACGUGAACAUAAUCAUCAACAUAAUCAUCAACAUUAUCUUGAACAUAAUCAUCAACAUAAUGUUGAACAUAAUCAUCAACAUAAUGUUGAACAUAGUAAUAAUCACAAACGUAGUAAUAAUAAUUAUCCUGGUAAUUAUUAUUAUUGUGACGAGACAUCAUCUGUAUUAUCUGAAGAAGAUGAAAAACUUCAUUCGUUCAGUCCCUUAUCCAACAAUUCAGAUUUAAGCAACGUAUCUAAUAUGUCUCCUGAUAUGCUGUGUUUUGAAAAACAAUUUAAAUAUAUAUAUGAUAUUUAUAAACAAAAUGACAAAAAUGUUUUUCUCUUUUAUAAUCCUCCUGUAUGUAAAUGCGUAAACAAAAAUUUAAAGGAACAAUAUUUUCAAAAACUGAAUGAUAAAUAUCCAUGUCUUUUUAACUGUUCUUAUUAUUUAGAUUCUAUGAAAACAAUAAAAUAUGAUUGUACGAAAAAAAGGGACAAUAUUAAUGAUAAGAAUAUUAUUAAUAAUCGGAAGGAUGAAAAAAAUAGUAAUCAAGUAUUAAGUAAUAUAGAAGAUAAACAUGCACCUGCAGGUCAUCACAACAUAAACAAUAACUAUGAACAAAAUAUACAAGUACAAAAGAAGAUAGAUAUUCAUUGUGAACAAGAAAAUAUAAACGUGUCUAUGAAUUAUGGAGAAGUUGCUUCAUACGCAGUAGAAAUAAAAAUGUACGCUAAGGCUUUUUUUGAAUUAUACUUUAUGGAAAAAUAUAAAAGAAAUGAAGGUGUUAUAAAAGUUAAGUAUGAUGAUAAUAAGAAAAAUAUUUAUGAUGAUGAUAAUAAGAAAAAUAUUUAUGAUGAUGAUAAUAAGAAAAAUAUUUAUGAUGAUGAUAAUAAGAAAAAUAUUUAUAAUGAUGAUGUUAAAGAAAGCUAUGUGAAAAAUAUUAAUGACAAUAUUGAUAUAUGUAAAAAUAAUAAGAAGAAUAAAAAAGAGAAGAAACUAUGUUUAUCCUUCUUGUCAUCAUCAUCAGAAGAAGAAGCUUUAAAAAGCUAUUUUGAUAAAUGUUUAUACAAAAUAAUAAAAAGACGAACGAGAACUUGUGAUAAUAAUUUAUGUUGUGGUUUAUUAUAUAUUCCAUAUAGUUAUAUUGUUGUAUUAUUAAAUAGAAAGAUAGAGAACUUAACAUAUGCAUGUACUUAUUUGAGAAUUCCUUCAGAUACAGAUAUAUAUUAUAAUAAUAAAAAGAAUGUAAUAACAUUAUGUACAAAAAAUUCACAACAUGAGUUUUUUUGUUAUUAUUGUUUAAAACAAAAUAAUUAUGUUAAAAAUAUUAUAAUAUAUGAUGUGUAUUAUGAAGGAUUCAUUCCUUUUUUUAGACCAAUACUUAAUUUAAAGAAUAAAAAAAAUCAAGACAAAAUACAAAACUUUAUUACUUAUAAUAAAAAUAUAAAUUUAUCUAUUGUUUUUUUUUUAACAAAUCCAAGAGAGAAAAUGGAAAGAUCCAAAAAGGAUUGCAACAUGCGGGAUGGUUAUACUUCGAAUAAUGAAAAAGGAAAUAUAGCAUGUAACAAAAAACAUGAAAAUAAUGAAGAGGACCAUAUGAAAGAUAAUACCUAUGGUGUUUUCCUUAAUAGUAACAAUGUUGAAGAUAUAAAAAAAAUGAGGCUUAAGAUUUGUAAAAUAUUUAAUAUUAAUCAUCGUAAUAACUUAAAUAACAAUAUGAGUACUUCAAAGAGACAUAUGUCACAUGACAUUAACCCAGAGGAUAAUAUUGAGAAAUAUUUUUCAAAUCUUUGUAGUGGUAUAGAGGUAAUAAAUAAUAUGAAUAUAAAAAUGGUUGUAGAUAAAAUUAUGAAGAUAAUAAAUAAAAAUGAUAGUGUUUGUAAUAAGAAGUGUAUAUAUCAUGAGUAUAAUAAAAAUCGUAUGAAAUAUAAGGAUAUACAAAUAUAUUUAUGUGAAGAAAUUAAUUCUUUUAGUUUUGAUCGUCGUCCUUUAGUAGUUAAAAAAAGGGAAGUUCAUUUAUCAUCUUAUGUACAUUUUCAUAAAAUUAUUAACAAUAUAUAUGAACAAAAGAAUUGUCGUCAGCUGUUAGGAUUAAUAAAUGAACAACUGGAUAAUAAUAUUUUUAAUAAAGCAUAUAUGAAAGAUAAAAUAUUACAAGUAGCUCUCCAUAAUAAUAUGUUUGAUUAUGGUAGUUCUUUGAAUAAAGAUAAUAAGGAUGUUUAUUCUGAUCAUUGUAAUAAUAAUAAUAAUAAAAUAUAUUGUUCGUUAAACGAAAACAAAUUUGAAGAGAAUAAUCAAAAUGUAUUAAAUUCUUUAGAUAGGAAAAAGGAUAAUCAUGUUAAUCAUGGUAUGGUAGACGAUACAAAUUUGAGCAAUAUUAAUACUUGUCAUAAAAAUAAUGAUAGUAAUGAUAAUAAUAAGGACAAUAAUAAUAAUAAUAAGGACAAUAAUAAUAACAAUAAUGACAAUAAUAAUAAUAAUAAUAAUGACAAUAAUAAUAACAAUAAUGACAAUAAUAAUAACAAUAAUGACAAUAAUAAUAAUAGUUGUGAUAAUAAUUCGGGGACUCAUACAGAAGAAAAAGAAAAUAUAAAAAAAUGUAGAGAUAAUAUAUUCAAUGACACCUUUUUUAUUUUUAACGAAAAUUCAGAUUUAUACACAAACGAAGAAUAUAAAAAGAAUAGAAUAGAUAGUAUAAAUAAUAAAAACAAUAUAAAUGAAUAUAUAAAAAAUAAAAUGAUGAAAUAUACAAGUAACAAUUAUUUAAGUAAUAAAAUAUCUACAAAUAUUUUGCAGAACUUAUUUAAUAUAUAUGUAUGUUCAUAUUUAAUGAAAAAAAAUAAUUAUAAUAUAUCUCAUAUAGAAAAAAAAAAAAAAAAAAAAAAAUUUAAAAAUUU